Messenger RNA from Cyclospora cayetanensis, 1788 nucleotides. Its product is annotated as phenylalanine--tRNA ligase alpha subunit. Gene Ontology annotation, cellular component: cytosol; cytoplasm; phenylalanine-tRNA ligase complex. Gene Ontology annotation, biological process: phenylalanyl-tRNA aminoacylation. The record is from RefSeq and is a predicted model, not a curated record. The transcript has 13 exons. Gene Ontology annotation, molecular function: tRNA binding; phenylalanine-tRNA ligase activity; ATP binding. The coding region runs from base 1 to 1788 and encodes 595 amino acids. NCBI's taxonomy places the organism in Eukaryota, Apicomplexa, Conoidasida, Eucoccidiorida, Eimeriidae.
AUGUCGGACGAAGGGAGUCUGCUCUCCCUCCUGCGCGAGCUGGAGCCCCUUUUCGCUGCUGGGGGGACCCCCAAUACCUUGGAACUUACGAGGGCUCAUCCCGAGUGGGGUUCCCAUGAGAGGGUCCUAGGCCUGUGCAAGUCGCUUCAAGCACGGGAGUACAUCCAGCUGACGCAAAGAGAGAAGACAGUGUGGCUCCUCACGCCCGAGGGGGAGAGUUAUGCCGAAAAAGGCAUGCCUGAGACCAACCUCCUGCGAUGGAUGCAGCUAAACCCGCAAGUAUGCUCCGAAAGCUCCAGUCUCGAACCGUCGGGGGAAGGGGGAUAUGAGCUGGAUGCACUCAAACGCAGUUUCGGGGCUGAAACAGAUGUUGCCCUGGCGAAUGCAAUGAAACUCGGAUGGUGCAAAUUCGACAAGCAAACCAAGAGGGUGCAGCCACAGCAGAACGACUCUCCCCAGGCAGCGCCUCAGGGAAUGCCCGAAGCCAUUGACAAGGGCCAGAGCAUCUUGAAAGCCAUCAGAGAGUGGCGCGAAAAGGAUCAAGAAACCGUGGAAGAUACGGAAGAGCUGCUGCUGGAUGCACUGCGCACCAUCGAGCCCGCAAAACAACCGGACAAACUCUUGCAGGUUGGGUGUUUUUUUGUAGCCUUCUCUGCGAAUGAGCUGAAGAAGCGGAAGCUCGUCGAAACAAAGAGGCUGAAAUUCUUCGCCCUUGCGAAGGCAGCGAAUUUCAAAACGGAGCUCCAGAAGCCUCUGGCAGAUUUGACAGCGAAGUGCAUCGCCAGCGAUCAGUGGAAGCAACAAGAGUUGAAGCCAUACAACUUCUUCGCCUGCGGCACCAAACUGCGGCGAGGCGCCCCACACCCGCUCAUGUUGGUGCAGAAGCAGUUCAAGCAUGUCCUUACGGCCAUGGGCUUCCAGGAAAUGGACACCAAUCAGUUCGUGGAGAAUUCCUUCUGGUGCUUCGACGCCCUCUACAUGCCUCAGCAGCACCCCGCAAGAGACGCGCAAGAUACAUUCUUCAUCAAGAGCCCCGAGCGCAGCCAUCCCUCGAUGCUGCCUGAGCAAGUAGUCUCGGAUGUGCGCGUCAUGCACGAACAAGGCGGAUGCGGCUCCACAGGAUGGAAGUAUACUUGGUCUUUGGAUGAAGCCACCAAAAACAUUAUGCGAACUCACACCACUGCCGUCUCUGCUCGAAUGUUGCACCAGAUGGCUAAGGAGUACAAGCAGACGGGCGUGUUCACACCUCGGAAGCUUUUUUCGAUUGACCGAGUGUUUCGCAAUGAAUCUCUCGACGCAACACACCUGGCGGAGUUUCACCAGGUGGAGGGAGUUGUUGCGGGUUACGGCCUUUCUCUGGGGCACCUCAUGGGCGUAAUGCGCACGUUCUACACGGCUAUCGGCAUCGAGGAACUACGAUUCAAGCCAACAUUCAAUCCCUAUACGGAGCCGUCCAUGGAGAUAUUUGGCUUUCAUACAGGCCUUCGCCGGUGGAUCGAGGUUGGCAACAGCGGAAUGUUCCGUCCGGAGAUGCUCCGGCCCCUAGGCCUCCCGGAGGAUGUUGUUGUAAUUGCAUGGGGGCUCUCUCUCGAGCGGCCUACAAUGAUCAAAUAUGGCCUCAGCAAUAUCCGAGAGCUCUUCGGGCACAAGGCCCUUUUAGGGGGAUUUAGGGAUGCCGCUCAGGGCUCGGGUAGGGGAUUAUCAAAGUGCAACGCUACAGAAGACGGUAUACUAAAUAGAUCGGUGUCCUUGAACGCUGCUAAAGGUGGUCUGCAAGCAACAUUUUAA